Messenger RNA from Glycine soja, 2242 nucleotides. RefSeq names its product oligopeptide transporter 4-like. NCBI's taxonomy places the organism in Eukaryota, Viridiplantae, Streptophyta, Magnoliopsida, Fabales, Fabaceae. The transcript has 6 exons. The coding region runs from base 1 to 2241 and encodes 746 amino acids. Gene Ontology annotation, molecular function: oligopeptide transmembrane transporter activity. The record is from RefSeq and is a predicted model, not a curated record. Gene Ontology annotation, biological process: transmembrane transport.
AUGGCGGAAGUGAAGAGUGAAGAGCCAGAAAAGGCAAAUACAAAUGUGAAAGAAGAAGAAGAAGAAGAAGAAGAAGAAGAAGAAGAGUCUCCAAUAGAGGAAGUGAGGCUAACAGUGAAGAACACCGAUGACCCGACCCAGCCGGUAUGGACCUUCCGGAUGUGGUUCCUGGGGCUCCUCUCGUGCUCCCUCCUCUCCUUCCUCAACCAGUUCUUCUCCUACCGGACGGAGCCUCUCGUCAUCACGCAGAUCACCGUGCAGGUGGCCACCCUCCCCCUCGGCCAUCUCAUGGCGGUGGUCCUCCCCACCGCCAUGUUCAGGAUCCCCGGGUUCGGGACCAAGCGGUUCUCCUUCAACCCGGGUCCCUUCAACAUGAAGGAACACGUCCUUAUUACUAUAUUCGCCAAUGCUGGUAGCGCCUUCGGGUCUGGCUCGCCCUACGCUCUGGGGAUUGUUAACAUUGUCAAGGCCUUGUAUAGAAGGAAGAUAUCCUUCAUUUCUUCAUGGCUUCUCGUCAUCACCACUCAGGUGUUAGGAUACGGGUGGGCGGGGUUGCUGAGGAAGUACGUGGUGGAGCCUGCUCAUAUGUGGUGGCCCAGUACCCUCGUCCAGGUCUCUCUUUUCCGAGCUUUGCAUGAGAAAGAUGAGCGUCGAUUUUCGCGGGCAAAGUUCUUCUUUAUCGCACUAGUCUGCAGUUUUUCAUGGUAUGUGAUCCCCGGAUACUUCUUCUCAACACUCACAAACAUAUCAUGGGUGUGCUGGAUAUUCUCCAAGUCAGUCACUGCUCAGCAACUAGGCUCAGGCAUGAACGGCUUAGGAUUUGGUGCACUCACACUUGACUGGACUGCUGUAGCAUCAUUCCUGUUCAGCCCUCUUAUCUCACCCUUCUUUGCCAUUGUCAAUAUCUUUGUGGGGUACACACUGGUAGUGUAUGUUGUGAUUCCUAUUGCAUAUUGGGGCCUCAAUGUGUACAGUGCACAUAUGUUUCCCAUUUUCUCAUCAAACUUGUUCACUUCCCAAGGCCAAGAGUACAACAUAUCUGCUAUUGUCAAUGAAAAGUUUGAGCUAGAUAUCGCCAAGUAUCAUCAACAAGGUCGAAUUCAUCUGAGUGUGUUUUUCUCUUUGACUUACGGAUUUGGAUUUGCCACCGUAGCAUCCACCCUUACACAUGUUGUAUGCUUUUAUGGAAGGGAGGUUAUGGAGCGGUAUCGUGCUUCGGCAAAGGGCAAAGAAGAUAUCCACACAAAACUGAUGAAAAAAUACAAAGACAUACCUACUUGGUGGUUUUAUGUGAUGAUGGGCGUGACGCUUGUGGUUUCUCUCGUGCUAUGCAUCUUUCUAAAUAACCAGGUUCAGAUGCCGUGGUGGGGACUUAUCUUUGCUUCAGCCUUGGCCUUUAUAUUUACUCUCCCAAUUAGCAUCAUAACUGCCACCACAAACCAGACACCAGGACUAAAUAUUAUUACUGAGUAUCUCUUUGGUAUAAUUUACCCCGGAAGACCAAUAGCAAAUGUAUGCUUCAAAACCUAUGGUUACAUAAGCAUGGCUCAGGCUGUCUCCUUCCUUGGUGAUUUCAAGCUUGGUCACUACAUGAAGAUCCCUCCAAGAUCAAUGUUUUUAGUUCAGUUCAUUGGUACAAUGCUUGCUGGAACCAUCAACAUUUGUGUAGCAUGGUGGUUGCUGAACUCUAUCAACAACAUUUGUCAUAAAGAUCUCCUUCCUGAAGGCAGUCCCUGGACAUGUCCAAGUGACCGUGUUUUCUUCGAUGCGUCAGUCAUCUGGGGUCUGGUAGGACCUUUGAGGAUCUUUGGUUCUCAUGGAGACUACCAAGCAUUGAAUUGGUUUUUCUUUGGAGGUGCAAUAGGGCCAAUACUAGUUUGGAUAUUGCACAAGUCAUUCCCCAAGCAGUCAUGGAUUCCCUUGAUCAAUCUUCCAGUCCUUCUGGGGGCAACUGGAAUGAUGCCACCAGCAACACCACUGAACUACAAUGCCUGGAUUAUAGUUGGAACGAUUUUCAACUUCUUUAUCUUUCGCUACAGGAAGAAGUGGUGGCAGAGAUACAACUAUGUUCUAUCAGCAGCACUUGAUGCAGGGGUUGCUUUUAUGGCUGUUCUGCUCUACUUCACACUUGGCCUGGAAAACACCAGUCUUAAUUGGUGGGGAACUGCUGGGGAGCAUUGCCCUCUUGCAACUUGCCCAACGGCUAAGGGCAUUGUGGUUGAUGGUUGCCCUGUAUAUUGAU